GGUCGUUCAUUGGCUUAGUCUACUAUCAAAGGACGACAACCAAGGGAGCUCUGUUGUAGCAAUGGCAAAGCCUUUGACGGAUAAAGAAGUUCGGGAUUUAAGGGAAUGUUUUUACCUUUAUGACAAAGUUGGUGAUGAUAAAGUUGAAUCAAGCCAGCUUGGUGAAGUUCUACGUGGAUUAGGUCAAAAUCCAACCAACGCUGAAGUCAAAAAGAACAUUGCUGAAAUUGAUCCCGAGGGAACUAGGAGAAUCUCUUUCGAGGAAUUUCUACCUAUUUAUCAGUCCUUCAGAGGAAAGAAACCUAAAUUCUCUACGGAUGAUUUUGUGGACAGCCUUAAAGUGUUUGACAUCGAUGGAUCAGGAAUGAUCAGUGAAGGUGAACUGAGACAUCUGCUUACAAGUCUUGGGGAAAAACUUACCGAUGAAGAAGUCGAUACCCUCGUCCAUGGACUGGAAGACAAGCAAGGUCAAAUAGAUUGUGAACAAUUUAUUUCUAACGUUGUUUCUGGAUAGUUCAGAGUGAUUAUAAGAAAAAAGUCUAUGUAUGAAAAGGCAUUGGUGAUGCUAGUAAACGCACAUUUGAGUCAUAUUAUAACCACGAUGCAUGAUUUGAAUCGAUGAAGUAAAAAAGCUAUAUACAACCUUUAUUUUAAAAAGUAAAAAAUAUUAAAAAUGACAUUUUAUUUUAAACUGAUCAUGUAGUUAUUACGAAUUCAUCUUGAUGGACAAUAAGGUCUGUCGAUAGCCUGAAAAGUGUCUAGUUUCCUUUUUGCUGUUUUCCAUUAGAACACUGCAUUGGCCCAAGUCUGAAACAAAAAUAUCUUAAUCUUCGUGGUUAAAUCAAGAAACUGCCAUCAAUGGCAUUUGAGUAGGUUUUCUUCAGUCAUCUUUAGCAUAUCGCCAACAGAUCAGUGUACAAGUACUGCGGCUUUUUUCGACGCUUGAUCCUUGAUCACUCAAGCGUUCAUCAUCGCUAAAGGAGAGGACUUCCAUCAAAACAUACGGACAAAAAUAUAGACUAAAAUAUAUUUGAAGUAUAUGUACAUUUUAGUUAUUAUUCCAUCGAUAUAAUUUUGUUAGUUUGGUGUCAAAACAUCAGCUGUCGCUGUUCACAGAAUUUUUGCAUAAUCAUAUUGCUUUUGAUCUAAAUCAAGCCAUUGGCAGUAGGAUUUUGAAUGUUUAUAGAGAGUAAAUGAAGUGUUUAGUCUAAAUUCUACUUUUGAAUUGAUCAUAGUAUUUUGUUUUAGUUUUAGUUAUAAGCCAAGAGAGAAAAAGAGAAAUGACAUUAAAAUCUAAUAAACACU
This is a messenger RNA of Exaiptasia diaphana, 1305 nucleotides long. Its product is annotated as myosin-2 essential light chain-like. Gene Ontology annotation, molecular function: calcium ion binding. Bases 62 to 514 code for a protein of 150 amino acids. Gene Ontology annotation, cellular component: myosin II complex. The transcript has a single exon. Lineage: Eukaryota; Metazoa; Cnidaria; Anthozoa; Actiniaria; Aiptasiidae. The record is from RefSeq and is a predicted model, not a curated record.